This is a messenger RNA of Onychomys torridus (southern grasshopper mouse), 834 nucleotides long. RefSeq names its product BPI fold-containing family A member 5-like. The transcript has 7 exons. Gene Ontology annotation, biological process: innate immune response; immune response in nasopharyngeal-associated lymphoid tissue; antibacterial humoral response. The coding region runs from base 1 to 834 and encodes 277 amino acids. Lineage: Eukaryota; Metazoa; Chordata; Mammalia; Rodentia; Cricetidae. Gene Ontology annotation, molecular function: lipid binding. The record is from RefSeq and is a predicted model, not a curated record.
AUGUUUCUAGUUGGGAGCCUCGUUGUCCUCUGUGGGCUGCUGGCCCAGAGCUCGGCCCAGCUGGCAGGCCUGCCUUUGCCACUGAACCAGGGUCUGCCCUUGCCACUGAACCAGGGCCUGCCCACAUCUGUGGGUCACUGCCGGCCCUUGCACCUGGGCCAGAGCCUGCCCUAUGGGGCAACCCCAGUCAUAUCCACAUAUCCUACAGACUAUCUUGCUAAAAACUUCAGAGAUGCUUUCAGCCAAGGCCUGCUGUCUGGGGGGAUUCUGGGCUUUCUGGAACACAUGCCUCUCCUGAGCUACGUGAGACCUGCAGGAAGCAAUGCUGGUGGGCUGGUCGGGGUGCUUGGAAAAGUGAUUUCAUCAAUCCCAAUCCUGAACAACAUCCUCGACAUAAGAGUCACUAAUCCCCAGCUGCUGGAACUUGGUCUCGUGCAGAGCUAUGACUUCCACCGCCUCUACGUCACCAUCCCUCUGGGUUUUGAACUCAAAGUGAACACACUCGUGGUUGGAAGUCUGUUGGAGCUGGCUGUGAAGCUGGAUGUCACUGCAGAAGUCUAUGCUGUGAGAGACAUUUAUGGGAGGAGCCGUCUGGUCAUUGGUGACUGUAUUCACUCUCCUGGCAGCUUACGUAUCUCGCUGCUUAACAAACUCAGUCCCCUUCAAAGCCUGAUAGACAGCCUCACAGACAUCUUGACUAAAGUCAUUCCUGGCCUGGUGCAGGGUGUGGUAUGUCCUCUGGUCAAUGGGAUUCUUGGCCUCUUGGAUGUCACUCUGAUGCAUGACGUUGCUGACUUGCUGCUGCAUGGAGUACAAUUUGUCAUUAAGGCCUAA